AUGAUUUUAGAAUUAAUUUUGCUAUUUACAGGUGUGCAAUCUAUUACUUUAAAGUUCAAAGUACCACCUGGUUAAUAAUAAUGUAUCAAAGACUCUGUGUCCUAAAAUACCCUUAUUUAUGGCAAUUUUGAUACAACAUCAUCGCUUUAUACUUUUACAUUGAGUGUUAUAAAUUAAUAGGAUUAAGAGUCAGUCAUAAUAGAAUACUCAAUUGAUAUCAAUCAAUAAUUUCAUUAUGUUAUGGAGGAGUCUGGAGAAAUCUCAAUGUGUUUUGAAGCAGAUGAUUAUGCUGAUGUUAUAACAUUUAAUUUAUUUUAUGAAAGCGGUACUUAAUUGUCAUCAAUAUUAGGGGCUGAAGUUUAUGACUAAGACUUAUUAGCAAAAAAAUAGCAUGUUCUUAAUUUAAAUGAAACUUUAGAAACAAUGGAAUAAUUGUAAUAAGAUAUAUCUAGAGAGCAAUUACUAAUUGUUGAUAGAGAAAAUAAACGAAAGCAUAGUUUUACGGACAUUCAAACUAAAAUAAUUGGGUUUGCUGGUAUAACCUUUGGAUUAUUAAUUAUUGUGGCUACUUGUUAAGUUAUUUAUGUCAAAAGAUUUGUAAUAUAUAAGAAAUUAGCGUGA
Paramecium tetraurelia is the source of this 621-nucleotide messenger RNA. RefSeq lists its product as uncharacterized. Gene Ontology annotation, cellular component: endoplasmic reticulum-Golgi intermediate compartment; Golgi apparatus; COPII-coated ER to Golgi transport vesicle. The record is from RefSeq and is a predicted model, not a curated record. NCBI's taxonomy places the organism in Eukaryota, Ciliophora, Oligohymenophorea, Peniculida, Parameciidae. Gene Ontology annotation, biological process: Golgi organization; intracellular protein transport; endoplasmic reticulum to Golgi vesicle-mediated transport. The transcript has 2 exons.